Python bivittatus (Burmese python) is the source of this 2519-nucleotide messenger RNA. RefSeq names its product intraflagellar transport 38 (gene IFT38). Gene Ontology annotation, cellular component: microtubule organizing center; cilium; intraciliary transport particle B. The record is from RefSeq and is a predicted model, not a curated record. Gene Ontology annotation, biological process: cilium assembly. Lineage: Eukaryota; Metazoa; Chordata; Lepidosauria; Squamata; Pythonidae.
CCCGUUGCCAUGGCUACGUAAGCGGCGCGGCCUACCUCGCGGUGGAGUCUUGGUGUAUUUAUCCGUCGAACCGAGCCAUCCGACGGGGUUGGAGGAAGCCAUUAUGUCUUUCCGCGACCUCCGGAAUUUUACUGAGAUGAUGAGGGCUCUUGGCUAUCCCCGGCUUAUCUCGAUGGAGAAUUUUCGCACUCCAAAUUUCAUGUUGGUUUCAGAGAUACUCCUUUGGCUGGUGAAAAGAUAUGAACCUCAGACUGAUAUCCCUUCUGAUGUUGAAACAGAGCAGGACCGGGUUUUUUUCAUUAAGGCUGUUGCUCAGUUUAUGGCAACCAAAGCUCACAUAAAACUCAACACCAAGAAGCUUUACCAAGCAGAUGGCUAUGCUGUGAAGGAGCUGCUGAAGAUCACCGCUGUGCUUUACAACGCCAUGAAGAGCAAAGGAAUGGAAACCACAGCUGUGGGUGAAGAAGACACCAGCAAAUUCAAAUUUGAUCUGGGUUCCAAAAUCAGUGAUUUGAAGACAGCCAGGCAACUUGCUUCAGAAAUCACGUCGAAAGGAGCUUCUCUGUAUGACUUAUUGGGCAAAGAAGUGAUGCUAAGGGAACUGAGGACAGAAGCAAUUGCAAGACCUCUGGAGAUAAACGAAACCGAAAAAGUGAUGCGCGUUGCCAUCAAAGAUAUUUUGGAGCAAGUCCAGAAAAUGAAAGACAUGCUGAACAAUGUGGCUGCUGAUGAAGCCAGUUUGGAAGCCAAGAUUGAAAAGAGGAAGUCUGAGCUGGAGAGAAACCACAAGCGCCUGCAAACUUUGCAGAGUGUUCGCCCAGCCUUUAUGGAUGAAUACGAGAAAAUUGAGGAGGAGUUGCAGAAACAAUACAGCUGUUACGUGGAGAAGUUUCGUAACUUGAUGUACCUGGAGCAACAACUGGAUGACCAACACCGCAUGGAGCAAGAGAGAUUUGAGGAAGCAGAAAAUACUUUGCGUCUGAUGCAGAAUAAGCUGAAGGAGGAAGAGAAACGUUUGCUGAAGAGUGGAAGUCAUGAUGACUCAGACAUUGAGAUCCACGAGGACGAUGGAUCGGACAGCGAAAUGGAAGACCGGCAGCUGAUCAAGCAACACACGGCCAUGGAAAUGCUCAUGCAAGGGCGGCCAAGCAAGCGGAUUGUUGGAACCAUGCAAGGGGGAGACACGGAGGAUGAUAUCGGGGCAGCCCAAGCCCGAACCAAAAAGCGCAAGGCUUCUCGAGCCAAGGCAAAGGAGGACUCAGAGGACAGUGAAAUUGAUCUGGAUGAUGACGACGAUGACGAUGAUGAUGAUUUGGAAGAUGACAGCAUGGACAUCUCCCCCACCAAGGCCAAUCGGAGAGUCAGGAAGCCUGAGCCUCUGGAGGAGAGCGAUAAUGAUUUCUGAGGAACCCCAACAGGGAUGUCAGAUGACAGCUUGCCCAUGACUCUUGCUACACAUACUACAAGGCCAUAUUAAGGCAGUGUAAGCAGUCCUAGAAUGGUGAUAUAUUUUAGGCCUCAAAGCUGUUAUCGCUUCAUGAAUUUUAAAGGCCUCAAAAAGGAGUCAUAAUUGAGGAAACAAAAUGAUAACGCUGGAAGCCAUGGAAGUUCUACCAUGCUGAAGGUCAAAGAACCCCCAACCCCACACCUCCAAGUUUACAAUCUAGUAACAAAAUCUUGGCCGGUACUUGGAUGUGGGUCCCAAUUAUUUCAAAGAGCAAUUUAGGAUGAAUUAACAGCCUGGCCUUGGGUCUACUUUACAGACUGUGGUUGAGCCUUGAACAAACCCACUUUUUGUUUUUUGAAUUGUUUUUUGUCAUAGAUCAAGGCAAAAUUGUCAGUUGAACAAAAGUGGGGGGAAAUCCCACAAGGGGAGGUUGAUUGGUUUGGAGCUUUUUCAGUUCAUUUGUCCUUGACCCUAUCAUCCAGCGCGAGUUGGUCCAUUUGGGGGGAAACUCGCAUCUGGGGAAAAAAAUUCUAGGAAAAAUAGAGCUUAUUUUAACUUAAUUAAGUACAUAGAGACUUCUGUCCACAAAUCCAUGCUGGCGUAAAGCAUAUUUUAUCAAUGUGAUUCUCCUAACCAAGUUUUCAUUAUUUAGAGGACAAGCAUUGUGGUUUUGGCAUGGCCACCUUCCUCUCACUACAAAUCUAAUACAAUUCCUGGGACUUCUGUAGAAGCAGCUCUUUUCAGAUUCAUGGAAGUAUUUGAUAGACUGUUUUGCUCAAGCCAACAAGUAUUCUGUUGACCUUGUUCUGUACUGAAGGUUCCUUGGUUCACCAUUGUAGGCCAAUGACUCUUUUAUUACCUUCUGAAUUUCUUUGACUGUAACAUUCCUGCAUUUUGCAAAUAAAUGCCCUUCUCCCUUAUGUUUGCUCUUGUACCUUUCUCCCCAAUUAUAGAAAUACAAGAGUGAUUAUUCCAGAAUCAAUAUACUGGCCUCUUUCAAAUCAGCUUUGGUAAUGCUGCUUCAUCCAAGCACCCUUCUUGCAGGAGCAAAAAUCAGGAAUGCUCAUGAUUG